AUGAGCAAUGAGUCAGAAAAACCCUCAGCGGAUGAGAGCCCAACUGGAGACUCAGGCGCAUUUCAUGCCUAUUUGAGGAUAUUCCGAUAUGGAUCCUCCAUCGAGCGUGUCUUGCAGAUGAUUGCUGCUGCUUGUGCGAUGGGCUCUGGAGUCGGGAUGGCUAUGGUGAACUUGGUAUUCGGCCGUUUCAUCACUCUGAUUAUCGACUACGUGUCAGGUGCUUCGACACCUGAUGCUUUCCGCAGUCGUGCUGGAAUCCUGGGUCUUGCGUUCUUCAUCAUCGGCCUCGGGCGGUUUAUCCUCACAUACGCAUACAGUACGCUCUUCACGUUCGCUGCUUAUCGAGUUGCCAGAAAUAUUCGCCGUGCCUACUUGGAAGCCGGUAUCAGACAAGAGGUUGCUUUUUUUGAUGGAGGUACUGGUGGAUCGAUUGCUAUGCAGGCUACUUCGAAUGGCAAACUUAUUCAAGCAGGAGUGUCAGAAAAGUUGGGACUGGUGACACAGGGACUAGCAGCCUUCAUCGCGGCAUUUAUCCUGGCAUUCGUGACCCAAUGGAAGUUAACCCUUAUUUGCUGCUGCAUUGCUCCAGCCACGCUUCUGGUGAUGGGUAUCACUUCCGCCAUUGAAGCCAGCAUCGAGACCAACAUUCUACAGGUCCAGGCCCAGGCUGGGAGCUUUGUGGAGAGCAUUCUAUCGAGCGCCCGAACAGUGCACGCCUUUGGCCUUCGGGCUAUGCUAGUGCAUGACUUGGAAAAGUUUUUACAGCAUUCACGACAACUGGGCAACAAAAAGAGUCCCCUCUUUGGGUUUCUCUUCUCUGCGGAAUACAGUAUCAUAUACGCAGGCUUCGGUUUGUGUUUUUGGCAGGGCGUUAAAAUGCUAGCCAGAGGCGAAAUCGAACACUCGGGAGACGUUUUCACUGUGCUUAUGUCGGUGAUUGUGGCCGCUACAAGCUUGACUUCGAUAGCGCCAUAUCUCAUCGACUUCACUCGAGCUGCCACUUCAGCCUCGGAGUUAUUCAGACUUAUUGAUAGAACUUCGGCUAUUGACCCUUUCGCUGAAUCCGGGGAGCGACCUACCCAAGUCAAAGGCGAUAUUGAAUUCGACCACGUCUCAUUCAGCUACCCAACUCGGCCCGGGGUCACUGUGUUGGAUGACCUCUCGUUGCGUAUCCCUUCUGGAAAGGUGACGGCUCUCGUUGGAGCGAGUGGUUCAGGAAAGAGUACAAUUGUCGGAUUAAUUGAGCGUUGGUACAAUCCAAUAUCAGGAACGGUGAAGCUAGAUGGGCAGCCCAUCCACCAUCUAAACCUUCACUGGCUUCGACAGCAAGUGAGACUUGUUCAACAGGAGCCUGUCUUAUACGCUGGAACUGUCUUCGACAACAUCUCCAACGGACUGAUUGGCACUCAAUGGGAGAAUGGCUCACAGGAAGUUAAACUGGCCCGAAUUGAAGAAGCCGCGAAGAUUGCAUUCGCCCACGAUUUCAUCACCAACCUUCCCAAUGGCUACGACACGAUAAUUGGGGAACGAGGUGGUUUGCUGUCUGGUGGCCAGAAACAGCGCAUUGCUAUCGCUCGAAGCGUUGUCUCGCAACCACGGAUUCUACUUCUGGAUGAGGCGACCAGUGCGCUUGAUCCGCACGCCGAAGAAGUCACUCAACAAGCCCUUGACAAUGCUUCGCAUGGACGCACAACCAUCACAAUCGCUCACAAGCUCGCGACAAUUCGGAAUGCUGAUAAUAUCGUCGUGAUGGAAAGAGGUCGCAUUGUCGAACAGGGCACACAUCGUGCUCUUUUGGAAUCAAAUGGAGCCUAUGCGCGACUGGUGAAGGCACAGGACUUGACCACGACGACAGAGACUGUCAAAAACUCGGAUUCUUCGGUCAAUUCAGAAGAGGAGAUUAGCGAAGUGCCCGCUGAGCUCAUGAAAUCAACUACAGAAUACUCGAUAUCAACCAAAGGCCACCUGGCGAAUCAACUGAACCGCGAUGAUUUUGACAAUUGGAAACGGCUAGGCUUCAUCCAUACGGUAUUUCGACUUCUUAGAUCCACCCCGGAACUCAAAUGGACUUAUGCCAUCUUGAUUCUGGGGUGCUUAACAGCAGCUGCUUCAUAUCCUGGACAAACUAUUCUGAUGUCAAGGUUUAUUGAAGUUUUCAAAUUCACCGGGGCUAAGAUGGAGGACAAAGGGAACUUCUUCGCGCUCAUGUUUCUUGUUCUGGGCAUUGGCGCUUUUGUUGUUUACUUCGUCGUCGGAUGGUCUUCAAACGUCGUUGCUCAGACGAUCAAUCAAAAGUACCGCCGACAGAUUGUCAAUGACAUGCUGAGGCAAGAUCUGCAAUUUUUCGAUCGUCCCGAAAACACCACCGGCGCCCUGACAAGCCGCGCAGAUUCUUAUCCUCAAGCGGUAUUUGAGUUGAUGGGCUUCACUGUCGCUCUCAUAGUUGUUGCAACAACAAGUGUCGUCGCAUGCUGUAUAUUGGCCGUAGUUUACAGCUGGCGGAUCGGUGUGGUGAUUGUAUUUGCGGGACUCCCACCCAUGCUCGUGUCAGGCUGGGCUCGAAUCCGGAUGGAAGCAGCAAUGGACGACAAGAUAUCUAAGCGGUUUUCCUCAAGUGCGUCUAUUGCAUCGGAGGCUGUUAACUCGAUCCGAACGGUAUCCUCGUUGGCCCUUGAGAAGACAGUUCUUGAGCGAUAUACUCAGGAGCUAGACCAAGCUAUCGCUUCAUCGACCAGGCCUCUACUUAUGAUAAUGCUUCCUUUUGCGUUCACCCAGAGCGUUGAAUACAGCUUUCUCGCCUUGGGCUUCUGGUAUGGAUGCCGACUGGUCUCCUACGGACAGGUGGAAAUGGUUGAUUUCUUCGUUGCAUUCCUCGGCGUGUUCUUCUCCGGUCAGCAAGCGUCUAUUCUUUUUGGAUUCUCCAGCAGCAUGACCAAGGCUACCAAUGCUGCCAACUAUAUAUUCUGGCUCGAGGAGCUUGAGCCGACUAUCAAGGAAACACCGGAGAAUCAUGACGUUGGCCCCGAGAACUUAUCAACUCUUGCUCUAGAGAGAUUGCAAUUUUCGUAUCCAAUGAGACCUCUUGCACGCAUCCUGCGUGGCGUCGAUCUUCAUAUCGAAAAGGGCCAGUUCGUUGCUUUUGUCGGCGCAUCCGGCUGCGGAAAGAGCACGAUGAUUGCCAUUCUUGAACGCUUCUACGACCCCGUCACCGGUAGCAUAAAGGUCGACUCGAGAACACUCGACAAAAUGAACCCAUGGCUCUAUCGCGACCGUGUCGCUCUCGUACAACAGGAACCAAUGCUUUACCCCGGCACGGUCCGCGAAAACGUCUCUAUGGGAAAAGCAAGCGAAGACGUAUCGAUCCCAACGGUUUCAGAUUCUGAAAUCGAGGCUGCUUGCCGAGCAGCCAACGCUUGGGAUUUUAUCAGCUCGCUGCCCGAUGGACUAGGAACCCUCUGUGGGACCAACGGGACUCAGCUCUCGGGUGGACAGCGGCAACGUAUUGCAAUCGCACGGGCGCUGCUUCGCAACCCGCGUCUGCUGCUGCUGGAUGAAGCCACAAGUGCAUUAGAUACGCAGUCGGAGCGUAUUGUGCAGAAGGCGCUGAAUGAUGCCGCAGCAGAUGGUGAUCGCAUCACGGUUGCGGUGGCCCAUCGGCUGUCAACAGUUCGUCAUGCUGAUAUGAUCUGCGUAUUUGAUGGAGGGAAGAUUGUCGAACUAGGAACUCAUGAGCAGCUAAGUGCAAGAGAUGGGAUCUAUGCGAAGAUGUGUGAGUCCCAAAAUCUGGGUACAUAG
Penicillium argentinense is the source of this 3795-nucleotide messenger RNA. RefSeq names its product ABC transporter ATP-binding protein. The transcript has 9 exons. The record is from RefSeq and is a predicted model, not a curated record. Lineage: Eukaryota; Fungi; Ascomycota; Eurotiomycetes; Eurotiales; Aspergillaceae. The coding region runs from base 1 to 3795 and encodes 1264 amino acids. Gene Ontology annotation, molecular function: ATP hydrolysis activity; ABC-type transporter activity; ATP binding. Gene Ontology annotation, biological process: transmembrane transport. Gene Ontology annotation, cellular component: membrane.